Molecule: messenger RNA, 597 nt
Organism: Cricetulus griseus (Chinese hamster)
Lineage: Eukaryota; Metazoa; Chordata; Mammalia; Rodentia; Cricetidae
Source: RefSeq, a predicted model, not a curated record
GCCUUCUCCGUGCGGGGCCUGGAGCGCGUACCUAGAGGCCGGCCUUGCCUGCUCCCAGGAAAGUAUGUGAUGGUGAUGGGCGUGGUUCAGGCCUGUAGCCCUGAGCCCUGCCUACAGGCUGUGAAGAUGACGGAUCUUUCUGACAAUCCCGUCCACGAAAGCAUGUGGGAACUGGAGGUGGAAGACUUACACAGGAGCAUCCCUUAGAGCUGGGACCCUUUAAGAACAGCUUUCCUCCUGAAGUCCUUUACCACCAAGUGGGGCUCCAGGACAUCACAAAGGUUUCAUGAAGAGAUUUGCUUUACUGGAGCCAGAUGUGCACACCCUGGGAGCUGGAGCUUCUGUUAACUCUGCCUCCUCACUUCCCAGGGCUUUGGCUGCUUGUGGAUGAGAAGCAGAUGAUGCUCCAAGCUUUUCCCUUUUUGUCACUCAUGUGUGUUCAUUUUUCUCUCUCUAAAACACAUGGAGAUCUCAUGUUGCUAUCCCUGAUGUGUCAAGUGAUAACACUUUCUUCUUGAUUGUAGCCCGUUUUAAGAUGCAAAAUCUGAAUUUCAGUUCUUGCCAGUGGGAUUAAAGUUAUGGGACAUGAGGACAGAA